Messenger RNA from Drosophila willistoni, 6870 nucleotides. RefSeq names its product AF4/FMR2 family member lilli (gene Doa). Gene Ontology annotation, biological process: protein phosphorylation. The record is from RefSeq and is a predicted model, not a curated record. NCBI's taxonomy places the organism in Eukaryota, Metazoa, Arthropoda, Insecta, Diptera, Drosophilidae. The transcript has 11 exons. Gene Ontology annotation, cellular component: nucleus. Gene Ontology annotation, molecular function: ATP binding; protein kinase activity.
AAUGAGACAUUGACAUUGAGCGUACGAUCGGCUCGAUCCAUCCAACCCGACAUGGUUAUAGACAAACCGUCAGGCAGGCAGGUUUCUUUUUAGUUAGAACGUUAGAGGCGACACGAGUCUCGCCAAGUACACCAAACCCAACGCAAUUCGACGAAAGAAUUGUCUCAUUAGAAAUCGAAAUACAUAUUAGAUAACCAACAAAAAAUACGGUUUCUUUAGGUUCGUUUUUUGUUUUUUUAGUUUAGUUUAGUGAGCAAAUCCUCCAGCAAUGUCAAACGAACUAAGCGAACUGAUCGCUCUUGGAUGUCCAGACUUGAGUACCAAGUCGAUGGGUGGCCAGCAAAUCGAUCUUAUGGUUAGUGCAGAGCGGAGACUGAGCAUUAAACAAAUGACGGCCACAGAUUUGGUCAAUCUACGUGCAGCAGCCGCUGCCGAAGCAGAGGCACAAGCUCGAGCACUAGCCGAAGCACAGGCAAGGGCCAUAGCCGAGGAACAGAUGCGUUUGGCCGCGGCUGCCGAGGCCAAUGCAAGAGCACGAGCUGCCCUAGAAGUGGAAGCUCAACUUCGACGUGCCAUGGAAUUGGAAAAGAAACGCGCAGAGGAGGAAGAUCAGAAGAAGAAUAAUAAUUGUGUGCCCAGUUCAUUGGAUGAUGCUAUGGAAAUGCAUUUGAUGAAUGCCAGCAAUGUGAAUGACGCUUCAAGACAAAAGUCAUCGCCAUCGAAAAGUGAUUCCCAACUUGUUGAUUCUCUUGAGAUAUUGAGAAUGCAACGCAUGGCCCGUGAUGCUCGUUCCCAGAAUCGAGAUCGAGAACGUUCAAUUUCGCCAGCAUCACGAAAUCAUGAGAGGAGCGCUGCUCCCAAUCGUUUGGACAGCUCCAGCAGAAGCAGCGUAGAUUCUGCUUGUAUCUCGGCAUCCGCUUCGAACUCACGUCAUCCAAGCAAAGCCACAAGUCGUCGAGGCAGCACCUCCAGUGCCAUCAAUGAGCCAGCUGUUGAGGCUCCACCGCCAGUUCCUCCUAAAUUCCCACUAUGUAAAACUGUUUCGGCACCCAGUAUGAUAAAUCGUCGACGCAGUAGUCUGACUGCCCUCUUUCCGGGUCCAUCGCCAUUGGUGGCACCAGAACCCACUCUUCACAGCAAUCCCACGCUGGUGCCCGAACCGGAAUCGCAUCCGGAACGUCAGGAGGAUGGCUAUCGUGAGAUACCUAGUGGCAAGAUGGUACACCGCACCAAGACGCCUCCGCCUGUGGGUGCCAAUCUUGGUGUUUGCCUCAAGCGGGUGACUGCACCAAGUGGUUCGAUUACCAUCAAGCCCAAAGAGGCUCCCAUGCUGGGUGUGGUUCUUCGCAAAGUCGAAAAGAAAACUGUGCAACAAAAGAGCAUUCUGGACGACGAUAAGCCACUCUAUCAUUUCUCGAUCGUCCGCAGUGACAAUAAAGAACAUGUGCCGGCCCAGAAACCAAAACCAAAACCGCCUGCCGUAAAGCCAUCUCCGGGUGGAAUUCUCACAGGGCCACAGGUCAUACGCACAGUGAAUCCGCAACCCAAACAACCAGUGGCCGUCAAGCCUCAACGGCCUCUUCCGGGUGUGCCUAUAACUAUUACGAAAAUUGAGGGCGAUAAGAUUAUAAUCAUCAAGAAGAUUAUAGUGACAAAGAAUAGUAAGAUACCGGAACAGUAUCUGCAGGUUGAAACCUAAAUGAGUGAAGAUGUUAGCAAGGCCGCAGUUGCAACAUCUCAACCUCAGCCAUCAGCAGCAGUGGCGGCAACACCAUCCAGUGCUUUGAGAACCAAAGAAGAGUCAUCUCAUCCUGCCAUGCAAAAACCAACGCCACCGCCAGCGAGCGGUCAGCAAUUCUUUCAAGUCGUGACGCCGCAGUUUGCCUCCGUCCUAUCGUCCACCAUGCCAGAGAGCAAAUGUGCCUUACGAUCGCCGAUAUCGUCGCCCCUGGCUCUACGCAAGAACCGCCCGUUGUUGCCAGCAAGUCCAAAGUCAACACCGCCAUUGCCGCGAAAACAUCAUCCGUUGGCCUACAAUGCGGCCACGGGGACAAUAACUAGUGCCGCCAGUGGUGCUGGGGGAUCUGGCACUGUUUUGCCGGCACGUUUUAUGGCCACCAUAGCAUCUAGUCCUGCUUCCAGCAUAUCGUUGUCAUCAUCCAGUUCCCCAUCGUCGUCGCCACCGCCGCCAGUACCUUGUCGGGCACCCAAGAAGAACAGCAAACCCGGUGCAGCAUCUGGUGCCCCUGGUGAGAUCAAUCUGGAUAAGCUGUUGCAGCAGCAACAAGAGCUGGAAGAGAAGUCUGCAGCUGCCACGAAUAGUGCCAAAUUGGAUGCAAAUUUCUAUGAUGCAGAGAUCGAAAUGAUGAAUAAGUAUUUGAAGAGCCUGCCCGACUAUAGUGAAUUGGAUCGGAAGUUGCAUCAGGAGUUCCAAGAGUGUGAGGAUCUGUAUGAUCGGCUCAAGCGACAACAGCAACAGCCAUUGGCCAAAUCCAAUUCACAUCAAACAGUUAACCCAGUGGCAACUGGCCCAAAACUGUCCAAGUCAUCUUCAAUUAAUUUUCAAAAUAAUCGUCCAGCGGCCCCACGCAUGGCCUAUCCAUCUAUCUUUGCCCCGGCGCCGGGAGGAGGGGAACCAAAGCUGCAACGUAGCAUAUCUAGUUCAAAUAUGCCAUUGACCACGCCCACAACACCGACGCCGAUGGCGCCAACGCCUUUUCGACCGCUGCCUCAAAAGAACAGCUUGCAAAGCGGUUCGAAUCUCUCAUUGAAUAAACAAUUGAUGAAUGAUUUUUGGAGCGACAAUUUAAAUAGCUCACAAAAACGUCAAACGCCAAAGAGGACUUUCUGGAACUACGAGAAGAUAUGCGGUGCCCAACUGGGAGAUGCAGGUCAGCCAUUCAAAGUCGACGCCAAGACGGCCAAGAAGUUGGCCAUAUUUGAUCCCACGGUGGCAGAAGCUGCACAAAAGGAGUUACUAAGAGAGCAGCAACCGCUGAAACAGACCCAGCAGCAGCAGCAACAGCAACCACAUAAAUUACAAAAGAAUGCAUCUCUCUCGCAUCUGGACCUCAAGGUGAGGCAGGCUGUGACCAAAGAUGAUCUCUACAAGCUCAUCUGUAAUGAGCAAUCCCCCACGACGAUGACGCCAACGUCUAUUCCGGCGUUUAUUAGUCGAGUGCCUGUGAAACAACAGGCAGCGCCUUUGCCAAAGAGUGUCUCGAUGACUCAUGUGCCAGGUGGUAAUCCAUCACCUCUAAUCCGCACCUCCAGUCGAACACAUAUUCCGUGCUAUAUGAAAAACUUGCCAUCCCUUAGUCGUAGUACUUCCAAUUCAGCGAUAUUGAUGUCACAGCCACGCAAAGAGCAGCCAGCGCCCCCGCCGCCGCCUCUGAAGGAGCCAGUGAAGCAACCUACGGCUGUGGUCUCUAAACCAAGCAGCGGGGGUGGUGUCCAUAAAAGUUCGAGUAGUUCUUGUGUGCCUUCGCCUCGUUGUGCUGCUGCCCUCUUUCGUCGGCCAGCCGAGAACCCGAACGCUACAACAGCAAUUGCAAAUGCAACGACGACGACGUCGACAGCAACAACGAUGCCCAUUGUAGAAACGGCUGCCGAUUGUCCCUCUUUAGAUCGCAAAUCGGAGAAGAGUAAUAGCACCAUAAGUACAAGUAGUUUCACUGUGACCAAUUGUUGUACCACACAUUUGCCUCAGCUAUCAAAGUUUACCUCAUCGUUUCACAUUGCUCCCGCGGCCACAUCAUCAACAACAGCAGCAGCAGCCUCGCAAACAGCAGCAACAACAACGACGACGACGGCAGCGAUCUCAACAUCCUCUCAGCAGCAGCAGCUGCAGCCAAAUGAACACAGCAACAAAGUCUUAAUGCAGAAUAGCGCAGCACAAGAGAUGCCAACAUCAUCAUCAUCAUUAACAACAACGACAACAGCAGCAACAUCAUCUGUAUUGUCGUCGUCGUCGUCGUCAGCAGCCACAAAGCGCCAGAAAGAUGUGGACAACAAGCUAGAAAAAUGCUUAACCGACAUGCUAAAGUUGAAGAGCAACAACAGCAAUCCUCCCCCCAUCAUGUCACAAUCAUUGAUGACAGGCGAGCACAAAGAACAAACGGCAGCGAUGUCAACUGCAGCGUCGGCUGCGGCAGCAACAACAACAACUGCAACAGUGCCGCCAGUUGAACCGCCCACGACAAGCACAGUCAGCAGCAACAGUAGCAAUAGCAAAUAUUCAGGCGAAUCGCAGAUACCCGUACCAGUGCAAUUAUACGAUCCGCAGAAACCAUUGCUGCAGCAGCAGGCACGGAUUUGUUAUCCCAUAGGCAAGUCAAAUUCUACCUCACAAUUGCCCAUGGCUGGAUAUCAGCGAUUGUUGCAGCAGCAACAGCAGCAGCAACAACAUCAGCAAGAACAGUUGCAACAGCAGCAGCAGCAGCAACAACAACAACAACAUUAUCCCCAACAUAAGCGACCAUUCCUGAAUUGGAAUAGCUUUGCAUGUUCGGCCAUGAAUGGAUCUAGUGAUCCCUUCAUGCAACAGCAACAGCAGCAGCAGCAACAAGUGCAUCCACAUAAAUUGCAGCAAUCCUAUUCCUCUUCCCAUGUGUUGGCGGCUAAGCAGCAGCAGCAGCAACAACAACCUAAAUCAGGUUUAGCCAUGUUUCUGCAAAAGAACAAUAAGGAGAAUAAAUUUGGACAGCCGCCCAUGACACAUCAGCAACAUCAGCAGCAGCAGCAGCAGCAACAACAACAACAACGAAUGCUGCCAGGUACCGGCAUGUUGCCACAAAUGUAUGGAUAUCAACAAACGCCAAACUAUCCCCGAUCUGGAGGUAAUGGUGGUCCACUCACUCAUUCGGUGUCAUUUAGCUCUGCCCAAAGGCCAACGGCUAUGCAGUUCCAUCAACAGCAACAACAACACCAGCAACAGCAGCAACAAUAUCCCAACUUUGGACUUGGCAUGAUGAGUCGAAACUAUUAUAAUUUACCUAAACAGCAAACGGAACAACGUAAACCUUUACAGACUUUUGAUCCGUAUGCCUAUCCCAAGCCAAAUCAUCAAAUCAAAUACCAGCAGCAGCAACAACAAACACAUCCGCAUACGCAGCAAUAUCUCAAUGCAACGGGUGCUGCUGCUGGUGGGGGACAAGUAACGGCAACAGCUGCGGCGGCGGGACUUCAAUAUGAUCCAAAUCCAACAAAUACGCAAUUGUAUUAUGCGUCGUCGUCAACAGCGGCGGCGGCAGCGGCAGCGGUGCAACCGCAGCAACCACAACAGUUACCACCAGCAUUGCAACAAAGCAAUUCUGUCAUAUUCAAUCACUCAAACCACCAACACCAACAACAAAAUGAAAUGUCCAAGUCCGCAUUGGGACUACAUUUCAUCGAGACAGCAAAACCCGUCAUUCAAGAUGAUGCUGAUGGUCACUUAAUUUACCACACCGGAGACAUUCUCCAUCACAGAUAUAAAAUCAUGGCCACUUUGGGCGAAGGUACAUUCGGACGAGUGGUCAAGGUGAAAGACAUGGAGCGUGACUACUGCAUGGCCCUGAAAAUCAUAAAAAAUGUGGAAAAAUAUCGUGAGGCAGCGAAACUCGAGAUCAAUGCCUUGGAGAAAAUAGCCCAAAAAGAUCCACAUGGUGAUCACUUGUGCGUAAAAAUGAUUGACUGGUUUGACUAUCAUGGACACAUGUGCAUAGUGUUUGAAAUGCUUGGCCUAAGUGUUUUCGAUUUUUUGCGCGAGAACAACUAUGAGCCGUAUCCGCUGGAUCAAGUGCGACAUAUGGCGUAUCAAUUAUGCUACUCUGUGAAGUUUCUACAUGACAGUCGUUUAACGCACACGGAUCUCAAGCCGGAGAAUAUAUUAUUUGUUGAUUCGGACUAUACGGCUCAUUAUAAUCAUAAGAUUAAUCGCGAAGUACGCCGUGUCAAAAACACAGAUGUCCGUCUAAUUGACUUUGGCUCGGCUACUUUUGAUCACGAACAUCACAGUACAAUUGUCUCGACGCGACAUUAUCGCGCGCCUGAGGUCAUACUGGAGCUGGGAUGGUCACAACCCUGUGAUGUAUGGUCCAUUGGCUGCAUUCUUUUCGAACUGUAUCUGGGCAUCACACUGUUUCAGACCCACGACAAUCGCGAACAUCUGGCCAUGAUGGAACGAAUUUUGGGACAAAUACCAUAUCGCAUGGCACGCAAUCAUACUCUUUACAGCAAAACCAAAACCAAGUACUUCUAUCACGGUAAGUUAGAUUGGGAUGAGAAGUCGAGUGCGGGUCGUUAUGUGCGUGAUCAUUGCAAACCAUUGUUCCUGUGCCAACUGAGCGACAGUGAGGAUCACUGUGAGCUCUUCAGUUUGAUUAAAAAGAUGCUGGAAUACGAGCCCUCAUCACGAAUUACGUUAGGUGAGGCUUUGCGUCAUCCAUUCUUUGAUAGACUACCACCACACCAUCGAGUUGGCGAAGUAAGCAACAAGCAGCCACUCUCCUCCGGCAGCAGUAGCCGGGAGCGCUCUCACAGUCUGUCCAGAUGAGAAUUACAGCGAUUUGGUUAUUGUUGACAGACAGCGUUGAGCACACAUCCAUAUAACAAACAUCAUACACUACGUGCACCAGCAGCAAUAGCAGCAGCAGCAGCCGCAGCACCACCAUUACCACCACCACCAUCACGUCCUGCCGCAACAGCUUCAUUAUAUUCAUACAGCAACUGCAGCGGUGGCGGCAAUUACCACCAUUUUAAUUACAUCGGCGAACAGUAAAUUAAGUGCUAAAGUUUUAGAACAUUUGGAAAUCUUUGAACUUGACUUGUAUAUAGAUAUUUCUUAUACACAAAAACGUUACACAUUAUUAUCAUCAAUCAAUCAUUUAA